AUGAAAUCCGUCGACGUCCCGGCCUUCGCCCGGACGCAGCUCGCGCUUCUGGACGCCGAGCUGCAGAGCGAGAUCCAGGAGACCAGCGGCCUGAUCGGCGGCGCCAGCCCCGCGUCGCUGCAGCGCGCCGGCCUCGCCGUCACCAACCUGACCGUGUCCUCGCAGCGCACGGGGCUAGGCGGCAGGACCGUGCUCGAGCUCGGCCCCGACGCGGCGACCACCGGCGCAGGCGAGCUUCCCGAGCACGGCGUCCGCACGGGCGAUAUCGUGCUCGUGGCCGAGCAGCCCGCGGGUAGCGCUAAGAAGCGCGAGGUCAAGGACCUCGAGCGUAAAGGUGCUAAGGGCGUCGUGGUUAGGAUUAAGAGGGAUGCGAUCGCGGUUGCCGUGGACGAGGAUAAGGAGGAUGCGGCGGGGUUCGGCGGGAGGGUUUGGUUGGUUAAGCUCGCGGAUGAUGUGACGUAUCGCCGCAUGAACCAGGCUAUGGAGAAGAUGCGGGAUAUGGGCGAGGCGGAGUACUCUGGGUUCAUGAGGGUGCUGUUCGGGCUGGCGAGCCCGUCGCCGGUGCCGGAUGAUUUGAAGGGGGAUGAGGAGGUGGGCGAGGGGAAGGUGGAGUGGUUUGAUCCGGGCUUGAAUGAGUCCCAGAAGGAUGCUAUUCGGUUCGCGCUUAGGUCGAGGGAGAUCGCGCUGAUUCAUGGGCCGCCUGGGACAGGCAAAACGCACACGCUCAUCGAGCUUAUCCUGCAGCUCGUCAAGCGCAACCAGCGCGUCCUCGUCUGCGGACCGUCCAACAUCUCCGUCGACAACAUCGUCGAGCGGCUGUCCCCGCACCGCGUGCCUAUCGUGCGCCUCGGGCACCCGGCGCGGUUACUCCCCUCCGUCCUAAGCCACUCUCUCGACGUGCUGACGCAGACCUCGGAGGCCGGGCUCAUCGUGAAAGACGUGCGCGCCGAGAUGGACGCCAAGCAGGCGGCGAUCAAGAAGGCGCGCGGCGGCAAGGAGCGCAGGGCCGUGUACGCGGACCUCAAGGAGCUGCGCAAGGAGUACCGCGAGCGCGAGCGGCGGUGCGUCGGCGCGCUCGUGGGCGGCAGCAAGGUCGUGCUGGCGACGCUGCACGGCGCCGGCGGCUUCCAGUUAAAGGGUGAGGAGUUCGAUGUCGUGAUUAUUGAUGAGGCGAGCCAGGCUCUUGAGGCGCAGUGCUGGGUCCCGCUGCUGGCGGCUAGGAAGGCUGUGUGCGCUGGCGACCAUUUGCAGUUGCCGCCGACGGUCAAGUCGACGAAUUCGAAGGGGAAGGGUAAGACGAAGGGGAAAGGGGUUAAUGAGGGAGAGAAGGAAGGCGGGGAGGGGGAUGUGAUCAAGGGGGCUAGUUUGGAGACUACGCUGUUUGAUAGACUGCUUAAGCUACAUGGCGAGGGGAUCAAGAGGAUGUUGACGACGCAGUACCGGAUGCACGAGAAGAUCAUGCGGUUCCCGUCGGACGAGCUCUACGAGGGGAAAUUGGUAGCCGCGGACGCGGUGAAGGAGAGGCUGCUCAAGGAUCUGGAGUACGGGGUUGAAGAUACGGAAGAUACGAGCGAGCCGGUCAUUUUCAUAGAUACCCAAGGAGGGGAUUACCCGGAGAAGAACGAGGAAGAGGAAGAUAAGGAGGCCAAGGGAAAGGAUAAGGAUAAGGAUGGGGAGAAGGGAAAGAAGAAGGCUACGGCUAGGUCGCUGUUUGGUGAGAGCAAGAGCAACGAGAUGGAGGCUGCGCUGGUGCGGCAGCAUGUUAAGAAGUUGGUCGAUGCUGGUGUGAGACCGGAGGAUGUCGCUGUUGUUACGCCUUACAAUGCGCAACUCGGCCUGCUGGCUCCCCUGAAGGAAGCCUUCCCCGGCAUCGAGCUCGGCUCCGUGGACGGAUUCCAGGGCCGAGAGAAAGAAGCGGUGAUCGUUAGUCUCGUACGGAGCAAUUCCGAGGGGGAGGUUGGGUUUUUGAGCGAGAAGCGUCGGCUCAAUGUUGCAAUGACAAGGCCUAAACGGUCACUCGUCGUCGUGGGUGAUUCGGAGACUGUUCGUCGAGGCAGCAAAUUUCUCAACAACUGGAUGGAAUGGCUGGAGAACAAUGCCGAUCUUCGCUAUAUUGAUUCGGCUUCGAUAGAGACGUGAUAUGUGACGAACAGGUGCGGUCGAAAUCCAUUGGCCGAGGCGAACAGACUCUACCUUAAUAUUCAGUCCCUUGGGACUGGCGAAUUGAAGGAGCAUUCAUCCGAAGUUUUAGCACGGCAAACGAUAAGUGACUAGAACACACGGAUGCGACUCUACGAUACUUGCCGAACGUCCAGUCGUUGAGAUUUCCUGGUUGAUGUUGUCUGAAUUUUAUUGAGAAGAGGUUACCUUGCAUAUCGUAGAUUUUCUGUUGGCCUCACCAACGG
Messenger RNA from Annulohypoxylon truncatum, 2405 nucleotides. RefSeq names its product DNA helicase. Lineage: Eukaryota; Fungi; Ascomycota; Sordariomycetes; Xylariales; Hypoxylaceae. The record is from RefSeq and is a predicted model, not a curated record. Gene Ontology annotation, molecular function: RNA binding; 5'-3' DNA helicase activity; ATP hydrolysis activity. The transcript is spliced from 5 exons. The coding region runs from base 1 to 2139 and encodes 712 amino acids.